CAUACCUACCUACAGACAGGUUUUUGUCUCGAUCAAGGUCACAGUUGAAGCGAAUGUUUGUAAAUAUGUAAAAUAAGUUAUAGUUACUAAAAAAUGUAAUCUAAGUAUAAGGGUUUUUAAGUGUUCUGCAGCUGUUUCUCCUUUACAUACACAAUAAUGACGAAAAUUUUAGUUGCUGGUAUUUUAGCAGGAUGCCUUCUUAUGAUACCUGCUGGCAUUUCUGAAGCUAGUUAUGGGCUAUAUGCACAAAGACUUUUAAAAGAUGAUCACACAGUGAAGAUCACGUUGACUCUUAUAAGUAUAUUUAGAUUAUUUUCCAAAAUAGGAAGCAUUAGUGGAUCAUUAGUAUUUAGUAUUUUAGCGGAGAUUAUUGGCAGAAAAUAUACAAUAACUGCUAUAUCAAUACCAUACAUAAUAUCAUGCAUUACUUUCCAACUUACAUCAACUUACAUGAUGGGUUGUGUAGCAAACUUUUUAACUGGUUUUUCAAUAGGCGGUGCUUAUUCUAUCUUACCCAUAUACAUUGGAGAAGUCGCCACUAAAUCAUCAAGAGGGAGGCUGAUUUCUCUUCUCCAUACGUCUUUCAUAUUGGGAAGAUUUUUUGUAGGAGCCAUACUGGGACAAUUUUUUAUUAAAAAUUCGCUUCCAGUAAUAAAUUUUACUACUGGAGUUUUGGCAAUUUUUGCUGCAAUUUUAUCAAUUGCAUUUGUGACCGAAACUCCUUACUUUUACUUAAAAAAGGUAAAGCAUGAAUUAGUCAAAAUAAGUUUACAAAAAGUAAGAAGAAAAAAUGCAAACUACGAAUUAGAGCUUACCGAAAUUCAAGAGAGAAAGACAUUCGGGAUUCCUGAUAACGGAGUAGGAAAGGGCAUGUUUUUUAAAUAUAAGUGGCUUAAACCAUACCUAUUGUUGACUUGCCUUUAUGUUCUCAUAUGGCUAUCACUAUUUUUAACUUUUUCAAUUCCCGUACGUCAAACUUAUUACGAUGCAAAUAUAGAUCCAGAGAUUAAAGCAUUAGUAGUUGGUGGCGUGAAUUUGGUUUCUUCCUUGGUUAUUCUGUUAUUGAUCGACAAACUUGGAAGAAAAUUGUCCCUCAUGUAUUCUUUUGCAGCAAUAACUGGAAUUUGUUUGGUAUUUUUUGUGUUAAAACAAUCCAAAGCGCCCUUAGAUGUACUUUUUAUAAUUUAUCCAUCAAUUAGCAUUGCUAUUAAUAUAGGGGUAGGUCCUGUUCCAUCCGUGUUAUUAGGCGAAAUAUUUCCUCUUAACCAAAAAAUGGUAUGUUCAGGUAUUUCUAAUGCAGUGUACUUCACAUUACAAGCCGUUAUGUUAGCUUUAGACGAACUUAAUUUGAAAUAUGACAGUUUCCCCAAUAUUCACGUUUAUGUAUCUUUUAUUGUAUCCACAGCAUCUGUUUUAAUUAUAAAAUUAUUUUAUAUUGAGACAAAAUGUAAAAGUUUAAGUGAAAUUGAACGAGAACUUAACAGGUGAUUAAAACUUUGGAUAACUAAAUAAGUCCAGCAUUUAUACCAGUCCCAAAUGGUUUAAAUAUAUUUUACAAACAUUUUUUAAAGUGACUUAUAUAGAUGGAGGAUAUGUAGACGAAUUAAAGUAAAUUGAGAUUAAUAAUUAUGUUACCUGUAACAAUUGAUUUAGAUUUAAGUGUAUUUAUAAUAGUUUUAUUAAAUUUUUAAAUAGUAAA
This is a messenger RNA of Diabrotica virgifera virgifera (western corn rootworm), 1699 nucleotides long. RefSeq names its product facilitated trehalose transporter Tret1-like. Gene Ontology annotation, cellular component: membrane. NCBI's taxonomy places the organism in Eukaryota, Metazoa, Arthropoda, Insecta, Coleoptera, Chrysomelidae. The transcript has 3 exons. Gene Ontology annotation, molecular function: transmembrane transporter activity. The coding region runs from base 157 to 1488 and encodes 443 amino acids. The record is from RefSeq and is a predicted model, not a curated record. Gene Ontology annotation, biological process: transmembrane transport.